AUGAACAAUGUUUCAAUGUUAAAUGGAACAAACUUUAAGGACUGGAAAGAGAACAUAUUGAUUGCUAAGUCUUAUGAUCAUGAAGCGUGGGAUUCCAGAAGUUUUUCGGGUGCAAUAACAGAGGAUGUUACCGUUGCCGGUGAAUUUCUUUCAGAAAUUCAAAAGCGUUUUGCUAAAAAUGAUAAGGCUGAAACAAGCACACUUUUAGCAAGCUUGAUUUCAAUAAAGUAUAAAGGCAAGGGUAAUGUUCGCGAGUAUAUCAUGGAAAUGUCUCAUCUUGCUUCAAAACUUAAGGCACUAAAGCUCGACCUAUCUGAUGAUUUGCUCGUGCAUUUAGUUCUCAUCUCUCUUCCUCACAAAUUAACCAAUUUAAGGUCAGUUAUAACUGCAGAAGGAGAAAUGGACUCUCAAUGA
This is a messenger RNA of Camellia sinensis, 414 nucleotides long. Lineage: Eukaryota; Viridiplantae; Streptophyta; Magnoliopsida; Ericales; Theaceae. The record is from RefSeq and is a predicted model, not a curated record.